Messenger RNA from Haliotis rubra (blacklip abalone), 1733 nucleotides. RefSeq names its product 39S ribosomal protein L40, mitochondrial-like. The transcript is spliced from 5 exons. The record is from RefSeq and is a predicted model, not a curated record. The coding region runs from base 7 to 630 and encodes 207 amino acids. NCBI's taxonomy places the organism in Eukaryota, Metazoa, Mollusca, Gastropoda, Lepetellida, Haliotidae. Gene Ontology annotation, cellular component: mitochondrial large ribosomal subunit; mitochondrial ribosome.
UCCAACAUGGCGGCGCCCAUGAGUAAAGCACUGCCUGGCAUUCUGUCAACAUUUUCAAGACUAAGUUUGGGUGGACUGCAGACAUCAAGAUGUGUCCACACUCAGGUUUGCCCUCUGCUCUUCAUGACGUCCAGUCAAGUCUGGGCUGCUCCAAUGAAGAAGAAGAAAAAAGCUGACUCGGCAACAAUCAUAGCUCGAGAAACAAAGAGGAAGAAGAAGUUUGAACGUCAGAUAAAGAGGCUGGAGAAGUAUGGCCGGCAGCUGAAACCAAUCGAAGAAAUUGUCGGGGAUCUCCAAAUCAAGGAUAAUGUUGAGUCACGUAAACGUGAGAAGACAGUGUUGACCUUUGAGGACAGUGAGUACCGUGCAUUACUGACAAAAGACUGGACCCGUUACUGCAUGACUCGACACCAACAUGAAUUGUCAGCCAUCAGGGCAGCGAUGAAAUCCCAGCAGAGGGCCCUGGAUAGUCUUCGGGAGGAAUCAGAGGAACUUUACCAGAAAGCAAUCCAGGUAGAUGAGAUGUUUCUUCCUCUCGAGAUGAAAGGACCAGUGGAGACUCCACCAAUUAAAGAUUAUGACCCUGUUGACGGAGAAUACAUAGACACAACAAAGAAGUAUGACAGAUGAAGAUGAAGAAGAACCUUUCUAAUGUCGGAUUUUAGUUAAACACCUUGAUGCAAAAAGCAGAUACAGUCAAACACUUUUGUGUCAAACUUCAAUGUAUGAAAUGUACAGUUGUUGCGAAGUAAAAGCUUGAUUCCUGCUUAAUGCUGAUUUGGACAUCAUUUUCCAGUUGUGUCGAACCUUGGACAACUCAAAUCAUUUAUGUAGGUCGCUUCAGCUAUGACCAAUGGUGUUUGACUGUAAUAAAUAUAUUAUGGUCCAACCUGAUCGGUUUUCUGGAUAUUUUUAGGAUGGUAGGGUAGCCUCGUGGUUAAGACAUUCGCUUGUGAUGCUUAAGACCCGGGUUCGAUUCCCCACAUGGGCACAAUGUGUGAAGCCCAUUUCUAGUAUUCCCCGCUGUGAUAUUGCUGGAAUAUUGCUAAAAGCAGUGUAAAUUUUAAUACACUCACUCUGGAUAUUUUAGCAAGAAACUAACAACGGGAGAUGGGCAGUAAUGUGGAGGUAUCAUCGAAUGAUAUGUUUUCAGACGACAGUAUUCACUCGCGCAGUACUUCAGACUCAGAGUGCUCUGAUAAUGACAUAUGUCUAAAAUAAAUAUGUCUUUGGUAAGUCCGUGAAAUGUUUUACAGUUGCUCAUAAAGAAGGUGUUUCACAAGCCUAAAACUCCACAAUACAAGGAUGCUCAGCUGUGGAUAUUAACCCUGGGGCCAGUGGGGUAGCCUAAUGGUUAAAGUGUCACGCCGAAGACCCAGGUUCGAUUCCCCACAUGGGUUCAAUGUGUGAAGUCCAUAUCUGGUGUUCCUCACCAUAAUAUUGCUGGAAUAUUUCUAAAAGUGGGUAAAACUCAGUUCACUCACUCACCCUAAUCCUGGGAUCUAUAUUAAACUCAACUAACCACCAGUUGAGUGAGUUCAGUUUUAUGCCUGUUUAGCAAGAAAUGGGCUUCACAUAUUGUAACCAAUUACGCGGGUCCUCGGCAUGAUGAGCGAACGCUUUACCCACUUGUCUUCACCACCCCUCCGUUUAAGAAAACAGGACUUGAGGGAUUAUUUAUUUAACCAUGUUUGAUUUUGAGUGGAUGUGAAUAAAAGAAGUAUGCCUUCUUA